Messenger RNA from Diorhabda sublineata, 1298 nucleotides. Its product is annotated as pseudouridine-5'-phosphatase-like. NCBI's taxonomy places the organism in Eukaryota, Metazoa, Arthropoda, Insecta, Coleoptera, Chrysomelidae. The coding region runs from base 157 to 858 and encodes 233 amino acids. The record is from RefSeq and is a predicted model, not a curated record. Gene Ontology annotation, molecular function: phosphatase activity. The transcript has 4 exons.
UUAUUUACCGACAAGUGGGGUGAGCAUGACAAAAGGAAAAAAUAUAUGACAAUGACACGUCCUAAGUGACCGUGAAAAUAUAGGUUAGGAACAUAGUGCAAGUGUUUGAAAUUUUGUAUUAUUUAUAAUAAGCAAUAAUUGAUUGAAAAACAAAAAAUGAGUGCCUGCAGACCAUUGAAACGAGUUACACAUGUAAUAUUCGAUAUGGAUGGUGUACUUUUAGAUACUGAAAUAUUAUAUACAAAAGCCACACAAAAUAUCCUAGAUAAAUAUGAAAAAACAUUCACAUGGGAAGUUAAAACUCAAAUGAUGGGUUUACACGGUUCUGAAAUGGCUAAAAGAAUCGUCGACGUUUAUGAAUUGCCUUUAACUCCUGAGGAAUAUUAUAGUCAAGCAAUGGAACAAUAUAAAAUCAUCAUGCCUCAAUGUCAAUUAAUGCCAGGUGCUUUUAAAUUGGUAAAACACCUUCAUUCAAAUAAUAUUCCAAUUGCAGUAGCUACCUCAUCAUCUCAGGAAAGUUUUGAUCUAAAAACCCAAAAUCACAAAGAUUUUUUUUCACUAUUUAGUCAUAUUGUUUGUGGUGGUAGUGAUCCUGAUGUCAAGGCAGGAAAACCAGCUCCUGAUAUAUUUUUAACUUGUGCGAAAAGAUUUUCAGAUCCGCCCCAUCCAGAAAAGUGUUUAGUAUUUGAGGACGCUCCAAAUGGAAUUCUAGCAGCUCUAGCUGCUGGUAUGCAAGCUGUGAUGAUUCCAGAUGCAAAUGUAGCUCCAGAACUUAGGAAAAACGCACACGUCGUUAUAGACAGAUUAGACAAUGCUCCCUUAGAACUAUUUGGUUUACCAAGUAUCAAAGGUUGUUGAAUUUUAUUAGUAAAAAAAGUUGAUAUAAAAUUUUCCGAUUUAUUAAUUUGUAUGAUUUACCAACGGCACAAAUAUUUUAGAUCCAAAAUAAAUAUUUGAAAAAACAAACUAAUUGGUUUAAUUACCUUUACCAUUUGUUGAAGUUCAAGGAGAAGCACAAAGCUGAGUUAAUCAUGGAGAGCAUACACAUUUAAAUCACAUUCAAACAUCUCUGAGCAAAUUUAAAAUACAAAUUAAUGAAAUAAAAGCCACUCAAGUUACUUUCACUCUUAAGAAACAACUAUUGGUCAAUUGAACAGUGCAUAUACAAAUAUUUGGGUAUGGAGAUAAGUGCUUCUCAAAGGAAAAUAUAAUUAAAAAGCUACAAUACAUCAAUUUCAAAUUAUAUUGAAAUACUUUAUAUAAUAGUUUGUACACUAAAUAAAAAAUUGAACAUUAUU